AUGGCAGCAGCAUUACAUUCCCUACUAACUAAUGCCAUUUUUAUUUUUAAGGUCAACAUCACCAACAGCUUCCAACAAGAAAAUGACGAUCUUACCAAUGACACAAAGGUGGGCCGGCUUCUGCGGCGAUCCAAGAGAAGAUGGGUUAUCACCACCUUGGAGCUGCAAGAGGAAGACCCAGGACCCUUUCCCAAACUUGUUGGGGAGCUGUUCAAUAAUGUACAUGAUAACACGGAAUUAAUGUACUUCAUCAGUGGACCUGGUGUGGAUGAACAUCCAGAGAUUGGCUUGUUUUCUAUAGAAGAUCACAAGAAUGGAAAAAUAUAUGUUCACCGCCCUAUUGAUCGAGAGAAAACACCAUCUUUUAUGAUUUGCUGUGAUGUUGCGAAACGCUUAACGGGAAAAAUUGUGGAUAAAUCCUUGAUUGUCAACAUCAGGGUCAGCGAUGUGAAUGAUCACGCACCCCAGUUCCCCGAGAAGGAAUUUAACAUCAGCGUGAAGGAGAACCACGAUGCAGGUCAACCUAUUUUUCAGAUGUUGGCCGUGGAUUUGGAUCAAGAAAACACUCCAAAUUCUCAAGUCCUUUACUCCCUGGCUUCUCAAACGCCGGCACCGAGAGAGCACGGCUUCCGGAUUGACCGCCUUAGCGGAGAAAUACGGCUGUCAGGAUGCUUAGAUUACGAGACCGCGCCCCGGUUCACGCUGCUCAUCGGAGCGAGGGACCGCGGGGACCCGCCGCUGUCGGCCUCGGCCACGGUGCACGUGCUCGUGCGGGACAGCAACACCCACGCGCCCGCCUUCGCGCCGGACAGCUAUAACAUUCAGGUUUCUGAAGGCCAAGUCAGCCAGGGCGUGUUACGUCUCCAGGUCCAAGAUGGUGAUUCUCCGUUUACGUCCGCGUGGAAAGUGAAAUUCAAUAUAUCGAAAGGCGAUGAAGAGGGACACUUUGACAUUCUGACUGAUCCCGAGACCAAUGAAGGGAUUUUAAAUGUUAUCAAGCCUUUGGACUAUGAGACUCACCCCGCAUGGAGCCUGGUCGUGGCCAUGGAGAACGAGGAGCCGCUCUUCUCCUGUGAGGCUGGACGCCUGCAGAAGCCCAGGAGGGCAGUGGCCAGCGCCACCGUGAGUGUGCAGGUGACCAACGCAAACGACCCGCCCGCCUUCCACCCCGCCACCUUCAUCGUCAGUGUGGCCGACGGCGCUGGGCCAGGGAUUCAGCUGGGAAUUUUUAAUGCUAUGGACCCAGACAGAACUGCCAGCCAGAUAAGAUACACACUGGCUUAUGAUCCGGCAGACUGGGUCACCCUAGAUGAGCGCUCAGGAGGGGUUAUCACCAGGAAGCAAGUUGACCGCGAGUCGCCUCACGUAAAUGACAGUUUUUACAUGAUCAUCGCUCACGCUGUUGACGAUGGUGUCCCGCCGCAGACAGGGACGGGGACCAUGCUGCUCUUCCUGUCCGACACCAAUGACAACGCCCCGACCCUCCACCCCGGGUCUCGACACCUGGAGGUCUGCGAGUCUGCAGGGGACGAGCCCCUCCUCAUCCAGGCAGAGGACGGCGACCUUGAGCCCUUCUCCGACCCCUUCACCUUCGAAUUGGACAAUACCUGGGGAAACACAGAAGACACAUGGAAACUGGGGGAAAAUCGGGGUCGGUCGGUGGAACUUUUAAUGUUGAGAAGCCUCCCACGUGGUGACUACUCUGUGCCGCUUUUCAUCGGAGACAAACAGGGACUUUCCCAGAAGCAGACUGUCCACGUGAGGGUCUGUUCCUGUCCGGACGGAUUCGUAUGUGCAGAGCCUUCUGUCGCCGGAGCCGAACUUCCUUGGGGGGCCCUGGCCCCUGUCUGUGCGGCGCUCGUGGCUCUGGCAGUCGCCCUGCUUUUCCUGCUGCGAUGCUGUUCUGUGUCUAAAGCCCAGAGGCAGGGGCACCCCACCCUGCAGGAGGAAGGCCUCCAGACCCUGAUCCCGUAUAAUGUCGAGGGCGGACCCGCGUGUACCCAGGGAAGGUCAGAUGUCAGGGAUCAGAUGCCAUCCCAGUCCGCCAACACCACUGAGGCGCACACUAAGUUAGGAGCCAAGGGUUGUGGCGUGCUUUUUGAGCCAAGAGGCGUGAAGAACAAGUACUCCACUCCUGUAAGUACAGGUCUGGGCUUCCUCCAGGCUCUCAGCCUUUGCCGGUCCUUCCUCCUCCUCGUGGCCCCUCUGCUCCUCAUCCUGAGAGGCCCGGGUGCAGGCUGGCUCUGCGGCGCGGACGUCUGGGAGGAUGACCCUGGCUGCCGGCCUCGCGUCUACACGGAGGAGGGCGAGUGCGAGCCAGCCGAGAGCCUCAGCUCCCUCGCCUUCUCAGAACACAAUCUGCUGCUUGACUUGCUGGACUCUCUGGGGCCAAAGGCUGCGCCACUGGAAGAAAUAUAUUCUGAGACGGCCAUUCUUUCCUUAAAAAAAAGCAUAUUUUGA
Messenger RNA from Camelus dromedarius (Arabian camel), 2460 nucleotides. RefSeq names its product cadherin 26 (gene CDH26). Bases 1 to 2460 code for a protein of 819 amino acids. The transcript is spliced from 17 exons. The record is from RefSeq and is a predicted model, not a curated record. Lineage: Eukaryota; Metazoa; Chordata; Mammalia; Artiodactyla; Camelidae. Gene Ontology annotation, cellular component: adherens junction; catenin complex; plasma membrane. Gene Ontology annotation, biological process: homophilic cell-cell adhesion; multicellular organism development; calcium-dependent cell-cell adhesion. Gene Ontology annotation, molecular function: calcium ion binding; cadherin binding.